CGCCACUGGCGGCAGGAGCAGCGAGCGGGCGCGAUGGACGCGGAGGACGAGGACCUGAUGCCCAUGGUGUUCCUCUGCGCCGGCUGCAGGCGGCCGGUGGGCGACACGCUGAGCUGGGUGGCCAACGACGAGGAGACGGGCUGCAUCCUGCUGCGCAGUGCGGCCACCGGCGUCUCAGUGGACGAGGAGCAGAAGCUCUCCAAGCGGCCUGGCGAGUGUGGAUGCAUGCUAGAAACAUUAUUCUGUUCUGGCUGCUCACAGACCCUUGGCAACAUCUACAGAUGCACACCAAAGCAUCUCGACUACAAGAGGGAUUUGUUCUGUUUUGCUGUUGACUCAAUUGAAAGUUACACUCUAGGAUCCUCAGAAAAGCAAGCUCCUGCUGAUGAAGAACCUUUAACUCUUGAAAGUCGAGCUGUCUUGGAAGAGGUAGUAGAAAGGGCAGACACUGUAUUAAAGGCUCUGGAAUCAAGACUGAUUGCUGUUGAAUUGAGUAUGGCAUCCCUUCAACACAGAGUUUGAAAUAAAUUAUGUGCAGGAAGUUUUUAACUGCAGGAGAAUGAUGUAUGUGGAACUUGUAAUCCUCUGGAAUCUGUGGGAUCAUUGCAAAAGCUGUGCAAAGAACUGAAAAACGUUGGUGGCUCAUGUAGCGGCAGAGCAAUGCUGACCGAGUCUUCACCAUAGACAAGGAGUUCCUCUUUUCUGUUAAAAGGAUACCCCAGAAAGAAAUAGAAUUUUUAAAUUGAGUUUCUGUAGACAUUGUUUAAAUUUAACUAUUUCAAUUUUUAUUUCUGAAAGCAAACAACUUAUUUUCGAGUUCCUUGCUAUUCAAUAUCUACUGAACUGGGUGUGCAUCCCUUUCCUAAACCAAUUAGAAAAUAUAUCCCUGUGAUGUCUGAAGGAGAAACAUGUAAUUUUUCUUGUCUCCACAGCCUUUGCUUGAUCUGUGCCAUUCCUGUCUGAGCACACUGAGCACAAUAACUGUACAGGGUGCUUUUGUUGUCUUUUUUUGCAAGCUUAAGGCUAAAAUGUAAUGUAAAAGAAUGCUUUAAAAGUAUUAGAUAAAAUGGCUUUCCACACAGUAUUGAAGGCCAUAUGUUUUACAGCUUCAAGGGGAGGAAAACAAAGCUGGUAGUAGUAACACACUUUUAAGCAAAGCUUGGGGUAUAUAUUUGAGCAAUGAAUUCAAAGUGCUAAUUGAGAACACUUGUCAGUAUUUUGUUAAUGCAGAUAUUUCAGUUAAUUUGUCUUUGAUUUUCUGUGUUUAACUAGUUGUCAGGGUUUCUUAUAUAGUGUGAGUGUUCUGAGUAAUUUUCUGCUUAAUAAAACAAAAGUAGGCAGUUGUAGUCCAAAGGAAGAAUAAUUUUGAGAAGGUUUUUUGUUACACAACAUUACUUACUACUGCAAGUUGAGGUUUUCUCCAAAAACCUAGAAUGAAUUUUUUACUCUUCUCCCUCAUUGGUAGGCAGUGUUUCUCUUGAUGACUUCUCCCCUCACCUUUUCUGUAUUUACUGCUUUGUUUUGAAAUAGUAAUCAAGUUUAGCAUGUAGUGAUGGGUCUCAUAUUCUUUUAUGUUCAGAUAACUAAAACAUUUUAUUCCUUGCAUACCUGCCAAAAUAAUUGUAAGCACUAAUCUUUCUAGUCAAAUUACUUGGUGUAAUUUUUGGGGCAGUUUCUUCUGUAACAAGUUUUUGAAUGCUAGUAAGCGACAUAAUAGACUUCAUCCUGGUUGUCUGAAGAGACCCAUGAACUCUGCUCUUUAAUUGAAGGGUGGCUGAUGUUUAUCGUUAUAUACAGAGUAUAUUUUUGUGGGGAAUGUUAACAGUUGAUGGCUUGAUAGGCCUGCCUUUUCAGACAUAAUCCUUUUUCCAGAUACGUGUGCAUUUAACAUGUGGAUUUCUUUUUCUACUAGGGACAACUAUGGGAUCAGGGACACAAGCCCAGAAGGAUCUCUGUAGAUUUUUUUUUUUGUAGAGAUGAACAUGUGUUCAAUUUUUUUAACCAAAGAUUGAGACAGCACAACAUCUGUAUUCCAACAAAGCAGAAGCAAAACACAAAGGUGCAAAGAUAAACUUGCAUGUUUCUCUGAUACUUCCAUAUUCAAAUUAUUGGCAUGUUAGGUUAUUCAAUCUCCCACCUCUAAUAUUUGUCAACCUGCAGGUAGCUUCUGUGGGUUCUUGCAGUUGUUCAAUUAUAUUAUGAAAACUGUUUUAGAUCUACCCUUGAUGGAAAGAACCAGGUUUGGCUUCAAGCAGCACCUGUAGCUUUAAGCAUGUUCCUCUGUUAAAUGUGGAGGACAGCUAACUGGUUCAUAGUGAGAUCUCUAAAUAGAUCCACCAGCUGAGCUUCUUCUGAGACUCCUUUAGAUAGAUUCCUGGCACCUGUCUCCUAUAUAUUGCUACUAUGUGUAACAAAAGUAGCAUAUGUAUAUAUGUAAGCAAGUGUUCAAAAUAAGAAAUGGUUGCUUAUCUUAAGGUAAGCAUGUGAAUUCCAUAGAUACUGCUCUUUUCUAGCUACUUUGGGAAAAAUGCCUGCUGAAGAAAGAACCCAGAAACCAUUAUCCCACCAGUAUGCUCCUGAUCUCACAGGCGGAAAUGUCUAGAUUGUAGAAAUGUAAGAAUCUGGAUUAUAGUGUUUUCCUGUGAUGGAACAUACACUUUUAAAAGUGCGUGUUAAGUAACCAUUUUUCUACUUGCUUUAGUGUUAUGAUUUCCAUAUCUUUAGUGAAUACCUGCAUUUGGCAUCAGUGUAUAUUUAGAACAAUGUCUCUUAGCAUAUUGUAGGUGGGAGCUUGAGUACAUUAACACAAGAGUCUCUCUUAAAAUAGUGUUUCCACACUCUCAAGGGUUGCCAGCUUCUGCUUUGCUAAGGUGUGCAAUGAACAGUCCUAAAUUUAGCGUAAAUUUCAUAUGAAUGCAGAUAUUUAGAUCUGAAUGGGGAAAUGUGUGUAUGUAUAUUAUUACAAGAGGCUGAAAUAUUUACUGCGAAGUUCAAUUAGGAGUUAGUAUCUUGAGUAGCUAACUGGAUUAAAGGUAAUAGAGAAUUUUUCUGUUUAAAUGUAUAAAUGUGUAUUAUAGUACACUUGAACAAUUUUUUAUCCAUUAAGGAGACCUGUAGCUGUUAACUAACCAAAUCAGUAGCAAAGUUUGUGUGCCAGCAGGAUGUACAGUAUACAGUUAUGUGAAGGGUAUUGCUCCUUGCUUAAUAAGCAGUGCCUGUUACUGGGUGACAGUUCUUUCUAUGCCCAGUUUCUACCCUUGAAUGCUGGAUAAGUAGGAAGUUUAAUUUCGGGGGGGGAAGUGGCAUGCUUUGUGGUACACUUCCUUAUACUUGUGCAUUAAGUGCUGGAAGGGAGAAAAGUUCUUUAACUUUGUAUACAGUUAAUAAUGGCAGAGGUUUAGUUUAAAUACAGCAGUACUUCAUAACUCACUCUAGAGAGAAAAUGGUACAGCAUAGAAUACAUGUCUUCAGAGGAUUAAAAUUGAGGUUUUAGUAUACCCUGAGUCAAACUUAAACACUUUUCUGUAACUUGAAAAUGUCCCCAAAACACUGAUAAGAAUAACAAGCGAAACUCCAUUUGUAGAGAAUCCACUAGCAGGACAGGAAUGAGGUUGGAGAAGGCAAUAUGUUCCACACAAAGAAUGUAUUUAAGGCUGGAUAAUGUUGCAUAUGUUCUCUGUAUUUAUUAAUAAGCACAUCAUGGAACUGACAAUUGAAGAAAAGUGUCAAACAAAAGCUGUCACAGGUGUGUUAAAAGAUCUGUAUAUGAUUAGGAGAGAUGAAAACUGGGAGUUAGUUUAGAUAGGACAAGCUUGUAAGCUGUUUUUGAAGCAGGGAUAGGGAAUAAAUAGGUGAGCUAUAUUUUAGUCCUAGCCUUCCUCUUAUGACUGUAGAGUACUGUUUGCUAUGGUGUCAAUGUGUCUGAAAUACUGAGAUUCUGUUAACUGUUUAACUUAAACAUACCCACCCCCGUUUCCCUGUGUCUUUAGCCCGAGGUAAUGCUGAACGGAACUUUCCCACCUGGCACCUGCUGACAUCUUGGCUACUGUUACAGAAAAAAAAGCAAUGAUUUGUCUCCUUUCUUACAAAUUUUGUCUCUAUUAGCAUGUGUAUCUGUACUUGAAAACUGUCCCUAACAGCUUUCUUUCCCAAACUCAUCUUUGCCAGAAAUGCUUGUAUGACUUCAGAGGAUAUUGGUCAAAGCUUCAUGGGUGGUAACUGCUUUGUCAAAGCUGACAUGCUGCUAUUUUACAGUAGCCCUGUGAAUGGCAUGAGCUGGGAGGAUAAAUAGAUGCUGUGCUGUGUGUUCUGUGCGGGCAAAAUGUAGCCUACUGUGGUCCUUAAUCUUCUCGAGUUGGGGGAAAGCUGCUGCCUGACAGUCAUGUUAACCAUGUAGAAGUAUUGAUGAAUGGACUGUAAAGCAUUUAGCAGCACACAUGUACUUGUCUGUAAGGGCCUAGGAAACCUGAGGGAACCAACACUGGGACAAUCACUCCUUUCUGCAUAAGAAAGUGGAGCAUCCUACAAGAAUGGUUAGCAAGAUUUGUGCUGACUUUGUCUGGUAACCUUUCCAUGUGCCUUUAUCAGAUGAUGCUGAUCAAGCUGCUCAGGUUAGGAUUUCAAAGUUGCCAAGGUGACAGAGCCAUAGAUUGGGUGGGUUUUUUAAUUUUUUGCACCAAAAUUUCAGGUUAGGCUAAGAUUCAUUAAUUAGGUAGAGAUUGCUUUUGUUAAUCUUCCAGACUUAGUACUGCAUCAGAGGCUGGACAUACCUUCCUGAAAACAUGUCCCAAACAGGCAGUGUUGAGAGUGGUAGCUCCUUGGCUAAUCCAUAUUAUAAUUAGAGCUCUUGGUUUCAGGAGAGGUCUAGAAGAUGAGGGUCUCAAAAUUCUCCUGGCUGUUGUUCAACUUUUUGUUCUGGUAAUAACAGUAGAAGUACUGAGUAGGAAAGGAGCAAAAAUUAAUGUUCUUGUCUGUUAUUUCUGCUCUUAAAAAAAGGUCUGAAGAAGGUAUAGGGAGCAGUUAAGUGUGCACUACAUGGCAAGGCGUGCUAGAGCAAAGGUCCAGCAGGUAGCAGUGGGCUGAAAAUUGUAGUUGCUGCUGUUAAUCUUAAAGCAUCGUGGAUAUAUCUGGGGCUUCCUGGAAGGACACCAAGCAAGCAAGAUGGCUGAAAAGACACAAUGAAUAGAAAGAAGAGAGAGUGUAAAAUAAAACUACUAUUCAAGGUGGGACAGAUUUCACCUGGAGGAAGGGAAUUGGGGGUGGAGAGGACUGAGGUAAAGGUGGAAACACUCUUAUGGCUGUACUAUGAAGGCUCAUGAGAAAGGAAAACACCCCUUGACUGAGGUUUCUAGAUCAGAAGGUUAGGGUACUUGUGUCCUCUGCAGGCAAGGAAAGGUUUCUUACCUGACUAAAGGUGGCCUCAUCAUUGAGAGACCUGAGGUAGAUGUGUAAAGUGAAAUCAACCAUUUGGCAGGAAACCCUUGUGUCCGCUAGUGCCCUGUAGUUUAUCCCAUUUAGUUCUUGAGAAUCCACUAGCUGAAAAACCAUCAAUGCCUCUUUCCCUUCCCUUUCAACUGGCAGGAUAGACAAAAGCUGAAGAGGAGCCUAAACUAGAGAAAGUGUGCCAGAGCAGAAGGAACAGGAAGUGAAGAAAACUGGCACAUAAUAUCCUGACAGGAAAGCAUGAUUCUGUGGGAGUAAGCAUGAAGAAAAUAGAUGUGUGAUUCCUAAAGGAGCCAAGCACCUGAAUCUGUUCAGUUCCAGAGAGAUCUGAACAUCAGAUUCCUUGAGGCCUUGUGUACACAAGCAAACUGACCGAUACAGCUACAGGAGAGUAAACUGACACAGCAGAUUGUUUCUGGAAUAAAAUAACUUUCAUCCUCAGAAAAGUAUAUUUAUAUGGUGGGGAAAAAACAGAGCAGGCAUUGUAGUGCAGAUGCAUGUCAAGUCUUCUAUCUGAACAAGGCAACAGAUCCUUUGAAAACCCUUCUCACAAGUCUUCAGGGCAGGGAAGGACUGCAGAAAAUAUAUUCCCUAACUGAAAAGAGAAAGCCAACGAAAAUUCUCAGUGAAAAAAAAUAACAGGAAGAAAAUGGCAAAAGGAACUUAAAUACUGGUAGAUUUUUUUUUUCCUUAAUAUCUUUAUGAUCUACAGGAAGUGGUAAUGGGAACUUAGCUGCUCUUAUGG
This is a messenger RNA of Athene cunicularia (burrowing owl), 6187 nucleotides long. It is a transcript of the gene MIS18A, whose product is annotated as MIS18 kinetochore protein A. The transcript is spliced from 5 exons. Gene Ontology annotation, cellular component: chromatin; chromosome, centromeric region; nucleus. The coding region runs from base 34 to 522 and encodes 162 amino acids. Gene Ontology annotation, biological process: CENP-A containing chromatin assembly; chromosome segregation. The record is from RefSeq and is a predicted model, not a curated record. NCBI's taxonomy places the organism in Eukaryota, Metazoa, Chordata, Aves, Strigiformes, Strigidae.